AUGUCCGCAAACGACUACUUUUCGGCAAUCGCGACCUUUAUCGCGUUGCGCGAGACGCUCGAGGCCGGCAUUAUCAUCGCCGUGCUACUCGGCUUCAUCGAGCAGCUCAUGCCCCACCGUCCCGGUGGCAACAAUGAGGAAGCCACCGGCAGCCGCACGGAACUCCUCGCACGCGGCAGCACCGCUAACGAGUCUGCCGAGCCUGCCUACCUGACCUUCCCCGACGGCACGCGCCGUGAAAGGCGCAACAGCGAGCGCUGCCCCGACAUUCCCCCCGAGCUCCUGUCGCCGGCCGUCUCUGCAUUCUCCAUCGCCGACACGGACGCUGUCGACGUCAGCGAGGGCGAGAACACUGACGACGAGGGCGACGGCGGACCUAGUCGCCACCCCAAGCACAAGUACGACCGCGAGGCGCUUGUGCGCUCCCUCAAGACGCAGGUAUGGACCGGAGCGCUUCUCGGUCUCGCGGCCGCUAGCGCGCUCGGCGGCGUCUUUCUCUACAUCUUUUACACCUUUGCCCACGACCUGUGGCAGGACGCCGAGAACCUCUGGGAGGGCAUCUUCUGCGGCAUUGCAUCCAUCAUUAUCUUGAUCAUGGGCCUGGCGUUCCUCCGCCUCCCACAUGCGCGCACAAAGUGGCGCCUCAAGCUCCUUUCGGCCGUCGAGGGGUCGGCCGGCGUUGACCGCAACGGCCACCCUCGUCACCACCACCAUGGCAACCACAACAGCGAGCACCGCCGCAAGGUGCGCGCGCGUGCUGCUCGCGGCUGGAUCCUGUUUGGUCUCCCGUUCAUCACCGUCCUGCGCGAGGGCCUCGAGGGUGUGGUCUUCCUCGGCGGCAUUGGCAUCACCGACAAGCCGCGUGCCAUCCUCUUUGGCGCCCUCACUGGCUUUGCCAUUGGCGGUUUCCUCGCCUACACGCUCUUCUCGCGUAGCGAGACCAUGUCGCUGCAGCACUUUACGACGUUUUCGACCAUUGUCCUCUUCCUCAUGGGCGCCGGCCUCGCGAGCCGCUCAGCAUACGCCCUCGAGCGCCAGUACUUUAUCAACGGCGUCGGCGCGGCUGCCGCCGAGUCUGGCGACGGUCCGGGCUCGUACCGCGUCGCCGGCAACAUCUGGAAGCUGACAUGGGGCAACCCCGAGAUCGGCCACGAGGGCUACAGCGGCUGGUACCAGCUCGCCCAGUCCCUUGUGGGCUGGAACAACAUUGGCACCGUGUGGACCGUCGGCACGUACCAGCUGUACUGGAUCGUCAUCACCGCCGUCCUCAUCCGGAUGAAGUACAGGGAGGGCCGCACCGAGCUCUUUGGCCACCGGUCCAAGCGCGGAUGGGCGAUUGAGCGCCGCCGCCGGAUCGCCCGUCGCGAGGACGGCGAGGAGGAGGGUCUCCUGUCCGCCCACGGCGGCGGCGAGGCGUCUGGAUCCAGGCCGAGCGAGGAGGCGCAGUAG
Molecule: messenger RNA, 1449 nt
Organism: Apiotrichum porosum
Lineage: Eukaryota; Fungi; Basidiomycota; Tremellomycetes; Trichosporonales; Trichosporonaceae
Exons: 5
Coding region: 1-1449 (482 amino acids)
Biological process (GO): iron ion transmembrane transport
Cellular component (GO): plasma membrane; high-affinity iron permease complex
Molecular function (GO): ferrous iron transmembrane transporter activity
Source: RefSeq, a predicted model, not a curated record